UCCUCGCCAGCAGGCCCCAUGGCGACGCCGUCGCAGAAGCGGAGCACGCGCAGCGGCGCGGGGGGCACCCCGCUGUCGCCCACCCGCAUCACGCGCCUGCAGGAGAAGGAGGAUCUGCAGGAGCUCAACGACCGCCUCGCCGUCUACAUCGACAAGGUGCGCUCGCUGGAGCUGGAGAACGCCGGCCUGCGGCUGCGCAUCACCGAGUCCGAGGAGGUGGUGAGCCGCGAGGUGUCGGGCAUCAAGGCCGCCUACGAGUCGGAGCUCGCCGACGCGCGCAAGACCUUGGAUUCGGUGGCCAAGGAGCGAGCGCGGCUGCAGCUGGAGCUCAGCAAAGUGCGCGAGGAGCACAAGGAGCUCAAAGCGCGGAAUGCCAAGAAGGAAGGGGACCUGCUGGCGGCCCAGGCGCGCCUCAAGGACGUGGAGGCCCUGCUCAACUCCAAGGAGGCCGCGCUCUCCACGGCCCUGGGCGAGAAGAGGAACCUGGAGACCGAAGUGCGGGACCUGCGCGCGCAGGUGGCCAAGCUGGAGAGCGCCCUGAGCGAGGCCAAGAAGCAGCUGCAGGACGAGAUGCUGCGGCGGGUGGACGCCGAGAACCGGCUGCAGACGCUCAAGGAGGAGCUCGAGUUCCAGAAGAACAUCUACAGCGAGGAGCUGCGGGAGACCAAGCGGCGGCACGAGACGCGCCUGGUGGAGAUCGACAACGGGCGGCAGCGCGAGUUCGAGAGCAAGCUCUCCGAGGCGCUGCAGGAGCUGCGCAGCCAGCAYGAGGCCCAGAUCAAGCUCUACAAGGACGAGCUGGAGAAAACCUACGGGGCCAAGCUGGAGAACGCCAAGCAGUCGGCCGAGAGGAACAGCAACAUGGUGGGCGCUGCGCACGAGGAGCUGCAGCAGACGCGCAUCCGCAUCGACAACCUCUCCUCCGAGCUCAGCCACCUGCAGAAGCAGCUGGCCGCCAAGGAGGCCAAGCUGCACGACCUGGAGGACGCGCUGGCGCGGGAGCGCGAGAGCAGCCGGCGGCUGCUGGCCGACAAGGAGCGCGACAUGGCCGAGAUGCGGGCGCGCAUGCAGCAGCAGCUGGACGAGUACCAGGAGCUGCUGGACAUCAAGCUGGCGCUCGACAUGGAGAUCAACGCGUACCGCAAGCUGCUCGAGGGCGAGGAGGAGAGGCUGCGGCUCUCGCCCAGCCCCUCUUCCCAAAAGGGAGCGUCCCGCGGCCACGGCGGCAUCCACUUCUCCACGCCGGGCUCCUCCAAGAAGCGGAAGCUGGAGGACAGCGAGAGCCGCACGAGCUUCUCGCACCACGCGCGGACGAGCGGCCGCGUCGGCGUCGAGGAGGUGGACCUGGAGGGCCGCUUCGUGCGCCUCAGGAACAAGUCCAACGAGGACCAGGCCAUGGGCAACUGGCAGAUCAAGCGGCAGAACGGGGACGACCCCCUCCUCACCUACCGCUUCCCACCCAAGNNNNUCCUCUUGGCGUUUUCCCCGCUCUAGAUCUGGGCCUCGGGGGCCGGGGCCACCCACAGCCCCCCCAGCGACCUGGUGUGGAAGUCGCAGAGCAGCUGGGGCUCAGGGGAGAGCCUGCGCACGGCGCUCAUCAACUCCAGCGGCGAGGAAGUGGCCAUGCGCAAGCUGGUCCGCACCGUGAUCAUCAACGACGAAGACGAGGAUGACGAGGAUGACGAGGUCAGCAUCCACCACCGCCAUCACCACGCCAGCUGCGGCGGCUCUGGCGACCCCGGCGAGUACAACCUGCGCUCGCGCACCGUGGUGUGCGGCACCUGCGGGCAGCCGGCCGACAAGGCCGGCAGCCAGAACGCCGGCAUGGGCACCAUGUCCUCAGGAUCCUCCACCUCCAGCGUGACCGUCACCCGCAGCUACCGCAGCGUCGGCGGCACCGGCGGCGGCAGCAGCGGCCUGGGGGACAACCUGGGCACCAGGUCCUACAUCCUGGGCAGCUCCAGCCCCCGUAGGCAGGCUCAGGCUCCGCAAAACUGCAGCAUCAUGUAACUCCAUGCGCCAUUCCCAUGUUUCCUGGGCAUCUUGAGCUACUUUUUCCCAAAGCAAAUGGAUUUCUCUUUUUUUUUUCUUUUCCAUAAAAA
Molecule: messenger RNA, 2102 nt
Organism: Nothoprocta perdicaria
Lineage: Eukaryota; Metazoa; Chordata; Aves; Tinamiformes; Tinamidae
Gene: LMNA
Product: lamin A/C
Exons: 12
Source: RefSeq, a predicted model, not a curated record